Molecule: messenger RNA, 5235 nt
Organism: Hippoglossus stenolepis (Pacific halibut)
Lineage: Eukaryota; Metazoa; Chordata; Actinopteri; Pleuronectiformes; Pleuronectidae
Product: signal transducer and activator of transcription 5B
Exons: 19
Coding region: 206-2566 (786 amino acids)
Biological process (GO): cytokine-mediated signaling pathway; cell surface receptor signaling pathway via JAK-STAT; growth hormone receptor signaling pathway via JAK-STAT
Molecular function (GO): DNA-binding transcription factor activity, RNA polymerase II-specific; RNA polymerase II cis-regulatory region sequence-specific DNA binding
Source: RefSeq, a predicted model, not a curated record
GCUCUCGACUCGGUGCUGGUCAACAACAGCUGCUUUACCAGAAACCAGGAGGCGUCAAAGUUGGCGAUGUGACAAUACGAGAACCGACCUGUGAGAUCUUUAAUAGUGUGAGUGAGUGAGUGUGCGUGUGUGUGUGUGUGCGUGCGUGUGCUGCUGCUCGUCCAUGGUGCAGCUCUGAGCUGCCGCAGCCUCUGAAAGGAGCACCAUGGCAAUGUGGAUCCAGGCCCAGCAGCUCCAGGGUGAGGCGUCUCACCAGAUGCAGGCGCUGUAUGGCCAGCACUUUCCCAUCGAGGUGCGGCACUACCUGGCCCAGUGGAUUGAGAGCCAGCUGUGGGAUUCUGUGGAGUUGGACAACCCAGCGGAGGAGGCCAAAGCCAAGCGUCUGCUGGACAACUUGGUGGCCGAGCUUCAGAGGAGAGCCCAACUUCAGGGAGGAGAGGACGGCUUUCUUCUCAAGAUCAAGUUGGGCCACUGUGGCAACCAGCUCAAGAGCACUUAUGACCGCUGUCCUUUGGAGCUGGUGCGCUGCAUUAAACACAUCCUGCACUCAGAGCAGAGGCUGGUUCAAGAAGCUACAAAUGCCAGCUCUGAGAGUGGCGGCCAGGCAAUGGACAGCCUGUCACAGCGGCACCAACAGAUCAACCAGGCUUUUGAGGAACUUCGUUUGGCAACACAGGAGACUGAGAACGAACUGAGAAAGCUGCAGCACAGCCAGGAGUACUUCAUCAUCCAGUACCAGGAGAACCUUCGUAUCCAGGCACAGCUCAGCAACUUGUCUUCACUGCCUCCAGCCGAGCGCACCCAGCGAGAGACCACCCUACAGAGCAAGAGGGCCACUGUGGAGGCCUGGCUCACCAGAGAGGCCAGCACACUACAGAAAUACAGGCUUGACCUGUCGGAGCAGCACCAGAAGACCCUGGGCCUGUUGAGGAAGCAGCAAACUUUAAUCCUUGAUGAGGAGCUCAUCCAGUGGAAGAGGAGGCAGCAGCUGGCUGGCAACGGGGGUCCUCAUGAGGGGGGACUGGAUGUCCUCCAGUCCUGGUGUGAGAAGCUGGCUGACCUGAUCUGGCAGAACCGGCAGCAGAUCCGGCGCUGUGAGCAUCUAACCCAACAGCUCCCCCUGCCAGGCCCGAUGGAAGAGCUGCUGAGCAAGCUCAAUAGUGACAUCACUGAUAUCAUCUCUGCCCUGGUUACCAGCACCUUCAUCAUUGAAAAGCAGCCGCCCCAGGUGUUAAAGACCCAGACCAAGUUUGCAGCCACUGUGCGCCUUCUGGUGGGCGGAAAACUGAACGUCCACAUGAACCCACCACAGGUCAAGGCUGUCAUUGUUAGUGAGCAGCAGGCCAAAGCUCUGCUGAAGAAUGAGAGCACACACAGUGAAAGCAGUGGAGAAAUCCUCAACAACAACUGUGUGAUGGAAUAUCACCAGGCCACUGGCACCCUCAGUGCACACUUCAGAAACAUGUCACUGAAACGGAUCAAGCGCUCUGACCGUCGAGGUGCAGAGUCAGUGACGGAGGAGAAGUUCACAGUUCUGUUUGAAUCACAGUUCAGUGUUGGGGGAAACGAACUCGUCUUCCAUGUCAAAACCUUAUCACUGCCUGUGGUCGUGAUCGUCCACGGCAGUCAGGACAACAAUGCUACAGCAACAGUCCUGUGGGACAAUGCCUUUGCUGAGCCGGGCAGGGUGCCGUUCAUCGUGCCAGACAAGGUGCUGUGGCCCCAGCUGUGCGAGGCCCUGGAUAUGAAGUACAAGGCGGAAAUGCACAGCGGGCGUGGCCUGUCAGAGGAUAACCUGGUCUUCCUGGCACAAAAGGCUUUUACAAGCAGCAGCAACAACCCAGAGGACUACAGCAAGAUGACCAUCUCUUGGGCCCAGUUCAAUCGGGAGAGCUUACCUGGACGCAACUUCACCUUCUGGCAGUGGUUUGAUGGAGUAGUGGAGCUCAUGAAGAAACAUCUCAAGCCUCACUGGAAUGAUGGUGCCAUCCUGGGGUUUGUAAACAAGCAGCAGGCACAGGACAUGUUGUUGUCCAAACCCAACGGCACCUUCCUGCUGCGAUUCAGUGACUCUGAGAUCGGAGGUAUCACCAUCGCCUGGGUGGCUGAGAAUCCCAACAAAUCAGGGGAGAGGUUGGUCUGGAAUCUGUUACCUUACACAACCAAGGACUUCUCCAUUCGCUCCCUGGCUGAUCGCAUCAGUGACCUGAACCACCUUCUGUUUCUCUACCCUGACCAGCCCAAAGAUGAGGUUUUUGCCAAGUACUACACCCCUCCACUCUCAAAAGCAGUGGACGGAUACGUAAAACCACAGAUCAAACAAGUUGUGCCAGAAUUUACCACCCCAAACCCUGAACCCAGCGGAGCAACUCCAACAUUCAUGGACCAGACAGCUUCUCCCUCUGUGACCCACCCCAACAACUUCAGUGUUUACCCUCCUAUUAGUGACACCAUGUUGGAUGCAGAUGGAGACUUUGACCUGGAGGACACGAUGGACGUGGCCCGUCAUGUGGAGGAACUGCUCCGCAGGCCCAUGGCCAACCAGUGGAGCAGCCAGCAGUCCUGAACCUGAAACAUGAUACUGCUGCACACCUUCAGGUCUACUCCAUCUUAUCCACUCCUUUAAUUCUGUCCGAACUGCAGCCACAUUAAGAGAUGUCCUGUGUUCAUUAGUCCCUCUGACAGAUCCACAUUACAAUUCACAUUCAUCAUGCUUAAGCUGCCCGCAGAAGAGAAGAACUGGUUUUCUAAUCAAUAUUGUCUCAGUGGAGAUGGUAAACCAUGUUUUCAAGAGUCAGCUUUACUGGCAUUGGACAGAGGACAGGGGCUGGGGUUCUCUCCACCCAUCAUAGUUUCUCAGGACGGUCAUGAAGACCUGGUUUGGGUCAAUGGGAUUUUUAUACACUUAGUUUUUAUGUGAGCUUUGCGUACCUGAUGAGCUUUUAGCUGGCACAAUGAGACUUAUGCGUAAGAUUUCGGAGUAUCUUAAAAUUAUUUUUAAAUGUUUUUCUACAGUUAACAUGGGUUAAUGUGACUGAAUGCAGAAAAAACAACUCUCUUCUCUCUUUGUCAAUAAUUAAUAAUAGUUGUAUAAUUAGUACUAUCUAUCUAGUAGUAAGUCCAUAAAAAAGUGAGACUAUGUAGCUUUAGCUGAACAUCAGCCACUGUGAACACCAGCAGUAUUUACAGGAUGAUGGGAAAUUAAAUUUUCCUUCAUUUUCAAAGUUUAUCUUUAAUCAUUUGCUUUAGAGCCACUUAGCAAAACAAGUAUAAAUCAACAACCAUGGCUCCCAUGUAGGUGCAUCGUAGUUACUGCUGUGUCAUUGGCUUUAGACAGCUUUAAACCUGUGAUGCUGGAAACUAAAUCAAGUGGUGUCCUCAACCUAACUCCAGUGUCCUGGGAAGCUGCAGUUUGAACUUCACCUGUGCUUCAGUGUGAGCCCAGCAGCUGUGUCCUGUAGAAGGAACCAUCUGAACAGCAUGAGGUUUCACACAAACAUGGGUCAUGUCUGGUUUGAAGUUUGAACCUGGUAGAACUUAAGUUUCUGUCAUUGAGCUGAGAGUAAUCACUGGUCAUGUUUCCAGUUGGGAUCUCUGGUUCCUUCACUUGCUUCUCUUACUGUUUGCUUAUUCUAUGGUUUAUGAUCAAUUUAAACACCAACCAACGCCAUUGCUUAUGUAGACUGGCCAGCGGUCACAGAGAUAGAUGAAAGCUCAGACAUUUUUUCUCCAAUAAUAUAGAUUAAAGUACAAAAAUAAUAAACAAUCAAAUAAGACAACUGUCAGCAACAUCAUCAUUUUGUAGUAUUUAAUAGUGAAUGUUCAGUAGUAAUAUAAUGAAUUUGACUCAGCAAUCAGAUUCAACCCAGAAAGUCCCUGUUUGGCUAAACCAGUUCAAAACCUUAGCUGAGCUAUUCAGAUGCUAAGUGACACAGCUUCAGUCUCUGUGUAUUUACAGUUGCCUGUAACAUACUAAAACAAAACAGUAAAUGCUUAACAGUAGUUCAAGUUGUAAAACGUCAUACAGACGUUUCAGGACUCAUGAAUUACCCUCUCUAAUUCUAUGUAUGUACACAUAUAUGUUGUCCGAAUGGAACCUUCGGUGUAUGGUACUGUGUGAUAAGCUUAGUCAGUGGAUUCUAUUGGGAAAAGAUUACACCUCACACUCUAUAAUACGCCAUCAUACUUUUUCUCUGCCAGGAUAAUCAGACAGCAGCUCAGGACUGCAACUAACAGUUUUUAUUAUCCUGUUCAUUUUUUCAUCAUCUAUUAUUUUAAUUAAUUGUUUUGUCAACAAAAUGUAGAAACAUUUGGGGAAAAAAAUCACAAUUAUUUACCCGCAGAUAUCCAAAGCCCAAAGUUAUAUCUUUGAAUUGCUUGGUUUUUCUGACCGCCUGUGCACAAUUCAAAAACAUUCAGUUUACUGUAACAUACAUCCCCACAUGUGAGAGGAUGGAACCAAUUUUAUUUGCAUUGCGUCACUCAUUUUUGCAAGGAGAGGGCCAUUAAUUGAUCAUCAGAACUCUUACUAAUUGAUCCUUUGUAGAUCAGAUACAUAACCAUGACAGUUCUGAUCAUGUGUGUAGCAUUGCUUCUGAAACCAGAGAACAAUUAUCCCACCCACCUCAGCUGCAGUUUGUCCAUUCUGCUCAUUAUGAUGAUGAUGAUGAUGAUGUUAAUCUUUUUCUAGCUUCUCCGUUAUCCUGAAAUAACCUUCAGUAAACAUUUCUGUGGAGAUUCACGGCUCUGUAGAUCUCUCUGUGCCUUUUGGCUUGGUAAGGACAGCACUGUCCAUCAGUACAUUUGAAAGCCAUUGUCCAUAACACUGUACUACUACCAGCAUCCAAGGAAAAUCUCUCAGAACACAACUCACCCAUAAUGAAGUUAACACAGCAAACCUCAGGAAAGUCACUGUGGGGGAAAAAAAGGCAGUUGUGUCCAAAUCAACCAAAUGAUUUGAGUGUAGAUGGGGAUACUAUGUAACUCUUGUGCUACCUUUACCUCUUACGCUUAUUGUGAAAUAAAAGCUGAAACACAAAACGUUUUAUUUUUACUAAUGCAGUAGUUCACCUUUUUGUCCUUGAAUCAACCAAAUGUGUGUAUCCAGCUCACUGCUGCUGUGUUUGUCCGCUGGCUUCUGUACAAUCUGCCUCAUGUACUUCCACAUUGUGCUACACUUUGCUGGAAGUUUGGUGUUUGGAUUUGACUUGGAAAUAAAACACAUUUUUUAAUUAA